Messenger RNA from Jaculus jaculus (lesser Egyptian jerboa), 5123 nucleotides. It is a transcript of the gene Synj2, whose product is annotated as synaptojanin 2. NCBI's taxonomy places the organism in Eukaryota, Metazoa, Chordata, Mammalia, Rodentia, Dipodidae. Gene Ontology annotation, molecular function: RNA binding; phosphatidylinositol-4,5-bisphosphate 5-phosphatase activity. Gene Ontology annotation, cellular component: perinuclear region of cytoplasm; presynapse. Gene Ontology annotation, biological process: synaptic vesicle endocytosis; brain development; phosphatidylinositol dephosphorylation. The record is from RefSeq and is a predicted model, not a curated record.
AUGGCCCUGGGCAAAGGGCUGCGGCUGCGCGCGCGCCUCGACGCGGCGGGCCCGGGCGGCGUGCUGCUGGAGGCGCGCGGCCGCGGGGACUGCCUGCUCUUCGAGGCCGGCGCGGUGGCCACGCUGGCUCCGGAAGAGAAGGAAGUCAUUAAAGGACAGUAUGGCAAGCUCACGGAUGCUUACGGCUGCCUGGGGGAGCUCCGACUAAAAUCCGGUGGCACCCCUUUGAGCUUCCUGGUGCUGGUGACCGGCUGCACAUCAGUGGGCAGAAUUCCAGAUGCUGAGAUCUACAAAAUCACCUCCACCGAGUUUUACCCUCUGCAGGAAGAGGCCAAGGAGGAGGAGCGCCUGCUUGCCUUGAAGAAAAUCCUGAACUCGGGGGUGUUUUAUUUUGCAUGGCCCAACGAUGGUUCCUGCUUUGACCUGACUGUCCGGGCACAGAAGCAGGGGGAUGACAGCGCUGAGUGGGGGAACUCCUUCUUCUGGAACCAGCUUUUACAUGUGCCCCUAAGGCAGCACCAGGUGAGCUGCUGUGACUGGCUGCUGAAGGUCAUCUGUGGGGUGGUGACCAUCCGCACGGUGUACGCCUCCCACAAGCAAGCCAAGGCCUGUCUCAUCUCCCGCAUCAGCUGUGAGCGGGCUGGCGUUCGCUUCCACACCCGCGGAGUAAACGACGAUGGACACGUGUCUAAUUUUGUGGAGACAGAGCAGACAAUUUACAUGGAUGAUGGAGUGUCGUCCUUCGUUCAGAUCCGAGGGUCUGUUCCACUGUUUUGGGAGCAGCCAGGCCUUCAGGUUGGCUCCCAUCAUCUGAGACUCCACAGAGGCCUGGAGGCCAACGCCCCUGCUUUUGACAGGCACAUGGUGCUUCUGAAGGCGCAGUACGGGAAGCAGGUGGUCGUGAACCUGCUGGGAAGCAGAGGUGGAGAGGAGGUGCUCAACAGGGCCUUCAAGAAGUUGCUCUGGGCUUCUUGCCACGCCGGGGACACGCCUAUGAUAAAUUUUGACUUCCAUCAGUUUGCCAAAGGCGGGAAGCUAGAGAAAUUGGAGAACCUGUUGCGGCCUCAGUUAAAGCUACACUGGGAUGACUUUGAUGUGUUCGCGAAGGGCGAGAAUGUAAGUCCACGUUUUCAGAAAGGCACUUUGCGGAUGAACUGUCUCGACUGCCUGGACCGCACCAACACCGUGCAGGGCUUCAUCGCACUUGAGGUCCUUCACCUGCAGCUCGAGAGCCUGGGGCUGAAUUCGAAGCCUAUCAUUGACCGCUUUGUGGAGUCCUUCAAAGCCAUGUGGUCUCUGAAUGGGCACAGCCUGAGCAAGGUGUUCACAGGCAGCAGGGCCCUGGAGGGCAAGGCCAAGGUGGGGAAGCUGAAGGAUGGGGCCCGGUCCAUGUCUCGUACCAUCCAGUCCAACUUCUUCGAUGGGGUGAGGCAGGAGGCCAUCAAGCUGCUGCUGGUUGGCGAUGUCUACAGUGAGGAAUCCACAGACAAAGGGAGGAUGCUCCUGGACAACACUGCCCUUCUGGUAACACCCAGGAUCCUGAAGGCCAUGACAGAGCGCCAGUCGGAAUUCACAAAUUUUAAGCGGGUCCGAAUCGCCAUGGGGACCUGGAACGUGAAUGGAGGAAAGCAGUUCCGCAGCAACCUCCUGGGCACAGCUGAACUUGCUGACUGGCUUCUGGACGCACCUCAGCUCUCAGGAGCCGUAGACAACCAGGAUGACGGCAGCCCAGCUGAUGUAUUUGCCGUGGGGUUUGAAGAGAUGGUGGAGCUGAGUGCAGGGAAUAUUGUCAAUGCCAGUACCACCAACAGGAAGAUGUGGGGCGAGCAGCUUCAGAAAGCCAUCUCGCGCUCUCAUAGGUACAUUCUCUUGACUUCGGCACAGCUGGUGGGCGUCUGUCUUUACAUCUUUGUACGUCCGUACCAUGUCCCGUUCAUCAGGGACGUGGCCAUCGACACGGUGAAGACCGGCAUGGGGGGAAAGGCGGGCAACAAGGGCGCCGUGGGCAUCCGCUUCCAGUUCCACAGCACCAGCUUCUGCUUCAUCUGCAGCCACCUGACUGCUGGGCAGUCUCAGGUGAAGGAGAGAAACGAGGACUACAGGGAGAUCACCCACAAGCUGUGCUUCCCCGCGGGGAGAAACAUUUUUUCUCACGAUUAUGUGUUUUGGUGUGGUGAUUUCAACUACCGUAUCGAUCUUACUUAUGAAGAAGUCUUCUAUUUUGUUAAACGCCAAGACUGGAAGAAACUUCUAGAAUUUGACCAGCUACAGCUACAGAAAUCAAGUGGAAAAAUUUUUAAGGACUUUCAUGAAGGAGCCAUUAAUUUUGGACCCACCUACAAGUAUGACGUUGGCUCUGCUGCCUACGAUACAAGUGACAAGUGCCGCACCCCCGCCUGGACAGACAGGGUACUGUGGUGGAGGAAGAAGCAUCCUUUUGAUAAGACAGCUGGAGAACUCAACCUUGUUGACAAUGAUCUAGAUGGUAACACCAAAGUGAGGCACACCUGGUCUCCUGGGACCCUCAGGUACUAUGGCCGUGCGGAGCUACAAGCAUCUGAUCACAGGCCUGUGCUGGCCAUCGUGGAGGUGGAAGUGCAAGAAGUCGAUGUGGGCGCCCGGGAGAGGGUUUUCCAGGAAGUGUCCUCUGUCCAGGGCCCCCUGGAUGCCACCGUUGUUGUAAACCUUCAGUCACCAACCCUAGAAGAGAAAAAUGAGUUUCCUGAGGACCUGCGCACAGAACUCAUGCAAACUCUGGGGAAUUAUGGGACCAUCAUCCUCGUCAGGAUCAACCAAGGACAGAUGCUGGUGACUUUUGCAGACAGCCACUCGGCUCUCAAUGUCCUAGAUGUGGAUGGCAUGAAGGUGAAAGGCAGAGCUGUGAAGAUUCGACCUAAGACCAAGGACUGGCUGAAGGGCUUGCGAGAGGAGCUCAUCCGGAAACGGGACAGCAUGGCUCCUGUGUCCCCCACCGCCAACUCCUGUUUGCUGGAGGAAAAUUUCGACUUCACAAGUUUGGACUAUGAGUCAGAAGGGGAUGUUCUUGAAGAUGACGAAGAGUAUUUGGUGGAUGAGCUCGGGCAGCCUGUGGUCUCAGACAGUGAACUGGGUGGAGAUGACCCUCCUGAUGCUCUCAGCUCCUCAGCAGUGACACCUGCCCGCAAGUCCCCUGCACUAACCAAAAAGAAGCAGCAUCCAACAUACAAAGACGAUGCUGACCUGGUGGAGUUAAAGCAGGAGCUGGGAGCCGCUGGGGAUUUCCACCACCGUUCUCCAAGCAGGUCCCUAUCGGUCCCCAAUAGGCCUCAUCCACCUCACCCACCGCAGAGACCUCCCCCUCCAACUGGUUUAAUGGUGAAGAAGUCGGCUUCAGAUGUGUCCAUCUCCUCCGGCACUCAUGGGCAGUACUCAAUCUUGCAAACAGCUAAACUUCUGCCUGGAGCACCUCAGCAGCCGCCCAAAGGUAGAACUGGAAUAAGUAAGCCUUACAACGUCAAGCAGAUCAAAACAACCAAUGCCCAGGAGGCUGAAGCAGCAAUCCGGUGUCUUCUGGAAGCCAGUGGAGGGGUCCCAGAAGCAGCUUCAAAUGCCAUAGCCCAAAGGGAUCAAGGAUCCUCCAAACCAGAGAGCUCGCUGGGUCCCCCGCUCUUGCCUUGGCGGCCUGCACCCAGGGUUCCCGCCAUCAAGAAGCCAACCUUGAGGAGGACAGGAAAGCCCCCGUCACCCGAAGAACAGCUUGAGCAGCAGCCUAUCCAUUUUACAAUCGGUCCCCGGGACAUGAGCCUUGAGACCCCUCCUCCAGCCACAGCCCCUCGAGUCCCACCUAUUCCCAAACCAAGAACAUUUCAGCCUGGGAAAGGUAUGGAGAGGAGCAGAAGGUCAUCACCGGAUGAGGCCCCUCCCCUGGUAGGGGCCUCCGAGCCACCACCCCCAGAGGUGCCCAAGGUGCCCCCGAGGAGGAAAAAGUCAGCACCAGCAGCCUUCCACCUGCAGGUCCUGCAGAGCAACAGCCAGCUGCUCGAGGGCCUCACAUGCUGCAGCGACCCUGGUGGCCAUCCAUCCGGACUCCAGCCCCGCGCCCAUGCUCUCUGCCCACAAGUGGGUUUUCUUGGCACUUCAUCUGCCACGAGCCCAGAAGUUGAUGGCCCCAGAGCAAUGAAGCCAGAGGCAACUUCUCUCCUUGAUGGCUAUCAAGAUCCCUUCUGGAACCUGCUCCACCACCCUAAACUGCUGAACAACGCCUGGCUUUCCAAGAGCUCAGACUCUGUGGACUCGGGGCCCAAGGGCCCUGAAAGGACCCACACAGACCCUGUACAAGUCAGCGCCUCCAUGUCUGAAAGGGAGCUGUCACCAGACCAUGGAGAAAAAGACUUCAGUCACUGGAUGACCAUCAGUAACAAGGACAAGAGGACAACACUGGUGUUUGACCCACUAGCAAAAACAUAACUUAUCAACAUAUUUGAAGGCCACUUGCAAACCAUGCACCUGUUUCCCUGUGGGCAUCCCUUGACUGGUCAAAAGGGACAUCUAUUUAAAAGCACUCUGGAAAAGAAAAAAAAAAACCUUUAUGCAUCUGUCACUCAUCUGGAGCUUACAAAAGCAGUGUCUUGUUCAAUAUUAUUUGGCCACCAAAAUGUCUUAUUCAAUACUUGUGUGUUUGAAGCUUGCUCUCAGGGGAAUGGGAAACUUCCUGUUGGAUGCAGCUUAUGUAUUUUAAAGGAAGAAAUCGAGCUGAUAAGACCCAAGAAGUUCUCAUUGAAUUUUAGAUAGUUGUUCAGCUUAUGUGUGUAUGUGCUGGGGUUUUGUUGUCACCCAUUUGUAUUUUACAGAUUUGGGAUAACUGGUAAAUAUGUAAAGGAUGACAUUAAAAACAGUUGGGACCAUUAAGAGCUAGUCUGUGGCCAAGUGUGGUGGAGCACGCCUUUAACCCUAGCACUCAGGAGGCAGAGGUAGAGGAUCAAUGUGAGUUCAAGGCCAGCCUGAGAAUACAUAGUGAAUUCUAGGUCAGCCUGGAAUAGAGCAAGACCCUACCUUGGGGAAAAGAAAAAAAAGAGCUAGUCUGGCCUUUCAAACCAGGAAAAAAAAAAAAAUCAGAGUUUGAAAGUAUGAAUAGAUCAACAGAU